UUGAGCGCGCGCGUGUCGUAACGUCAUUCAAAAUGGCGGACGCAAACACGGCUGGCAUGAGCAAAGAAAGGCGGUUUCUGUUGCAGUGCAUUCGUUUAUACCGUGAUUUACCAGCACUGUGGAAUGUUAAAAGCAAAGUAUACCACGUCCGUGCGAAAAAGGAUAUGGCUUAUAAAAUACUGUUACGCAAGUACCGGGAAUGGUUUCCCGAAGCGACUAGAGACGACUUGAAAAGGAAGUUCAACGCAUUGAGAACUAACUAUCGUAAGGAAUUGAGAAAACAAAUGGAAGCAUUGAAAUCUGACACCGAUCCUGUAUACGAGCCGUCGUUAUGGUACUAUAAAGAACUGGCUUUCUUAGAUGAAAAAAAAGAAACUGAUUCACAUGUUACUACGGAUGGUACUGUUAUUCUUGAUGAUGACGAGGGACCUAACAUUGAAAGUCAUGCCUCAACAUCUGCCAUGAGAGAUUCUACGCCCCGUGACAUGACUCCACGUCCUGUCAAAAAGAAACACCAACACAACUUACAUGAUGAUCAGAAGCUAAUGAAUUUGGAAAAUGAGAAUCUCAGCGAUAGAAAAGACGAAUACUACCACUGGGCUAUGGCUUGUGCUGCUGAUCUACGUAAAAUGGAACGAACUCAACAGCUCUUCGCUAAGAAAGCGAUCGCAGAAAUACUAAUGGAGGGCCAAUUGGGAGAGCUGAACCGUUUCUCUGUUAAAGUAAAUGAAUCUCAAGUUUAUAGCCAAAAUAGCCAAUCUCCAGCUGGGCAUUUUAGCUCUACGCCGUCAUCUUCGUAUAUUCCCUGUGAGAUGGAUUGCGAAACUAAAGUUUUGGUACGAAACCCAUUGGGACACGUCGAAUCCUUUAUUGUAGAACAAUAAAAAAUUAAAUU
Pararge aegeria (speckled wood butterfly) is the source of this 895-nucleotide messenger RNA. RefSeq lists its product as uncharacterized. The transcript is spliced from 2 exons. The record is from RefSeq and is a predicted model, not a curated record. NCBI's taxonomy places the organism in Eukaryota, Metazoa, Arthropoda, Insecta, Lepidoptera, Nymphalidae. The coding region runs from base 33 to 884 and encodes 283 amino acids.